GCCCCGGCCAUGGCUCUGUAGCCGCGACUCCUUUGUGCCCUCGGCCCAUCUCCGUGCUUACCGCGCCUGCGCUUUCCGCUCCCGCUUUCUUUCUUCAACCGAGGCAGCCGUUGCCUCUCCUUUCCGCAGCCAUGGAGUCCUUCACUUUCGCCUUGGUGCCUGUCUUUGCCCAGCUGAGCAGCAUCCAGAGUCUCUUUCCUGCUGUUGGUGCAGCCUCAUCCUUUGCCAUUGGUGCUCAGCACCUGUGCUACAGCCAUGUCACUCCUGGCAACCCUGGGGCUGGAGCUGGACAGGGCCCUGCUCCCAGCUAGUGGGCUGGGCUGGCUGGUAGACUAUGGGAAACUCCCCCUGGCUCCUGCCCCUCUGGCCCCCUAUGAAGUCUUUGGGGGAGCCCUGGAGGGCGGGCUUCCAGCAGGGGGAGAGCCCCUGGCAGGUGAUGGCUUCUCUGACUGGAUGACUGAGCGAGUUGACUUUACAGCCCUCCUCCCUCUGGAGUCCCCCUUCCCCCCAGGUGCCCUCCCCCCACCUUCCCCAUCCCCACCUGACCUGGAAGCCAUGGCUUCCCUCCUCAAGAAGGAGCUGGAACAGAUGGAAGACUUCUUCCUUGAUGCCCCACUUCUCCCGCCACCCUCCCCACCACUACCACCACCACCACCACCACCACUGCCACCUGCCCCCUCCCUCCCUCUCCCCCUCCCCACCUUUGACCUUCCCCAGCCUCCUGCCCUGGACACACUGGACUUGCUGGCUAUUUACUGCCGCAGCGAGGCCGGGCAGGGGGAGGCGGGGUUGGCGUCCUUGCCCCCACCACAGCAGCCACCUCCACCUCCUCCACCUCAACCCUCUCGCCCGGCCCCCUACCCCAAUCCUGCCACCACCCGAGGGGACCGUAAGCAAAAAAAGAGAGACCAGAAUAAGUCAGCUGCUCUGAGGUACCGCCAGAGGAAACGGGCAGAGGGUGAGGCCCUGGAGGGGGAGUGCCAGGGGCUGGAGGCACGGAACCGUGAGCUGCGGGAGAGGGCUGAGUCGGUGGAGCGUGAGAUCCAGUAUGUCAAAGACCUGCUCAUUGAAGUGUACAAAGCUCGGAGCCAGAGGACGCGCAGCAGCUAGUGGGGUGGGGGCCGAGGGCUGGCCUUCAACUAGGGCUCACUUCUGUGUCUGGGGCCAGGGAGAGGGCUCUCUCCAUCACUCCCUGUCCCCAGUUUCAUUCCAGACCCUUCUCCCUUUUGUACUCAUCGCCUCUUUUGCCCAUUUCUGAGCUGUGCUUCCCCCUUCCUUCCCCAGAAUCAAGGAAUCAGGGAAUGUUUGGCCUUAGCAUUUACAAGUAACAUCAAGUAGCAGCCAAAAACAGGGAGAGCUCCACAGGGGAACACAGGUAGCAGGGAGGGCUGGGAAACCUAGUCUCUUGAAUCUCAAAUCUGGUUUCUUGCAAGUGGUUCUCAGUGGUGUGCAGAGUGGACGUGGGAUAGAGUAGAGGAGCAGAUGCAGAAUGACUAUGCCAAUGACAACAUAAGUCAGGGAGGGAUUCAGGAAGGGGACCGUAUAAUAGAAGCAAAAACAUGCCAAGUGACCUUGGGGGGGGGGCGGGGAAGCUAAAAUGUGGCCAAGUUAGCAGAGGAGGUGGAUAUGCAGGCAGAUGUGAGGAGGGACAGGGUGGGGGACAGCCAUUGUUGGUGACUGGGUGUUCAUUUUAGCUCUGGGAGAAAAUCAGUGUUUUGUGAAGGUGUUGGGGGUGGGGCUGCAUCUAGGUGAGGGAGGGCAGUUAUGAACAGAAAUAAAAUGAAGAAUUUCCUCUGGCUUGUGUGUC
Nycticebus coucang (slow loris) is the source of this 1807-nucleotide messenger RNA. RefSeq names its product activating transcription factor 5 (gene ATF5). Lineage: Eukaryota; Metazoa; Chordata; Mammalia; Primates; Lorisidae. Gene Ontology annotation, cellular component: nucleus. The record is from RefSeq and is a predicted model, not a curated record. Gene Ontology annotation, biological process: regulation of transcription by RNA polymerase II. The transcript has 3 exons. Gene Ontology annotation, molecular function: RNA polymerase II transcription regulatory region sequence-specific DNA binding; DNA-binding transcription activator activity, RNA polymerase II-specific. Bases 256 to 1110 code for a protein of 284 amino acids.